Drosophila serrata is the source of this 1159-nucleotide messenger RNA. It is a transcript of the gene Or23a, whose product is annotated as Odorant receptor 23a. The record is from RefSeq and is a predicted model, not a curated record. Gene Ontology annotation, molecular function: olfactory receptor activity; odorant binding. Lineage: Eukaryota; Metazoa; Arthropoda; Insecta; Diptera; Drosophilidae. Gene Ontology annotation, biological process: detection of chemical stimulus involved in sensory perception of smell; sensory perception of smell. Gene Ontology annotation, cellular component: plasma membrane.
AUGUCGUCAGGUAACGAGAAGUUUAAAAUAGACUACUUCUCUAUUCAGGUUGGCGCCUGGCGUAUCCUUGGAGCCUUGGACUUGAGCAAUGGCAAAUAUCUGGGUUGGGCAAUGUUCCUCAACGUUUUUGUCUCAAUGCUGGUGCCGAUGUUGCUGCUAUCGUUGUUUAGCUUCGAAACGCCGCUGGAGAAUAUAACGAACGUUAGCCUGACCAUCACCUCGCUAUCCACAAUCCUGAAAUUCGGCAUGUAUGUCCGUAAGCUUCACAAGCUGGUCGAGAUGAAGGAGGUUAUAGCCCAGUUGGAUAGCCGGGCUAAGGGGAAGGAGCAGAUCCGCUAUCACCGACAUAUGGCCAAGUACCUGCAGCGCCUAUCGAGAGUAUUUUUGGCAACAUUCUUGACCGUGAUGGUUAACACGGCGAUCUCCUUUCUAUUCCGGAGCGAAAGAAGCCUACCUUUUCCUCUAUGGAUUCCCUUCGAUUGGAAGCACUCGAUGGUGGCCUAUGUAGCUGUUCUGCUCUUUCAGGAGGUUGGCAUUUUCUGCCAAGUCCUUCAGAACUUUGCGGACGACUCGUUUCCACCUCUGGCACUGUACCUUAUUUCCGAACAGUGCCAUCUGCUGAUCCUGCGCAUAUCCAGUAUCGGCUAUGGAUCGGCAAGUCAACGAGACAAUGAGAAGGAUCUUGUCAACUGCAUCAAGGACCAGAAUGAUCUAUAUAGAUUGCUGGAACUUACGCGCAGCCUCAUAACCGGUCCCAUGUUGAUCCAGUUUAUUGUAAUAGCCGCCAAUAUUGCUUUGAUCAUGUUCGGUCUGGUCUUCUACGUAGAGAGAGUACAGGAUCGCGUUUUCUACAUGACUUUCCUUUGGGGCGUUACAUUACAAACAUAUCCCCUGUGCUACUAUGGCACCAUGAUGGCGGAUAGCUUCUCGAGCCUCCACUAUGCAAUCUUUUGCAGCAACUGGAUUGACCAGAGCAGCAGGUAUCGCAGUAACAUGCUAAUCCUGGCGGAGCGGACCAAGCAGCAGCAGCUCCUACUUGCCGGUGAUAUCCUACCCAUUCAUUUAAGCACCUUUGCGGCCAUUUGCAAGGGGGCCUACUCCUUCUUCACCCUGAUGUACGACAGUGUUGAUAAGAUUCAGAACCUCAACAAGCCGUGAU